AUGGCUAUCUGCAUAACCUUCGGUACUCACGAGUUCACCUCGCAGCUGCAAGGAUAUGAGAACGUCACUGCCCAAUGCCAGAACUGCGGUAACUGGUCGGGUCGAUGCAUUACCAGAUGGCCCUUUUUCACCGUCUGCUUCAUUCCACUUAUUCCACUGGCCAUGCACAAGUAUAAAGAAGUAUACUGCCAUAUCUGCCGGUUCUCGCAAGACAUGUCAAUGAGACCGGACGUCCAAUCUCAAGGGCCUGGUGGCCACGGGCAAGGGCCGCCGCCGGGGGGUCCUCCGCAGCAAUAUUAUGGCCCACCGCCUGGGCAGCAAGGGCCGUAUCAACAAUAUCAACCACCACAACAGCCUGGUUAUAAAUAA
Messenger RNA from Trichophyton rubrum CBS 118892, 369 nucleotides. RefSeq lists its product as uncharacterized. Bases 1 to 369 code for a protein of 122 amino acids. The record is from RefSeq and is a predicted model, not a curated record. Lineage: Eukaryota; Fungi; Ascomycota; Eurotiomycetes; Onygenales; Arthrodermataceae. The transcript is spliced from 7 exons.